AUGCGGCUCCCACUCCCGUUCGAGUGGGGCCGGAGCGACAGGAGGGUCCCCGCCCGACGCCUGGGCUGGAUGAGCCGCCGAGGGACGUGCUCAUCAGACCCCGCCCCGCACGGCCGCGCGGCGCUUAGAGCCUCCGGGCCUCACCCGCCGGCGCGGGCGGCGCUCUCCUUCCUCUUUCUAGUCCUCAGCCCCCCCUGCGGGGCGGGCAGGGUCCUGCUGAAUCCCAGUAGGCCCUGCCUGCCCGCGGCCUCAUCUCCCUGCGUCUACCGCCCGCCGCCCUCCUCCCCGGCCAGGGCCGGUCCACCGCCGGCCGGGAGGGAGUCGGCCGUCACGGUCCCCGCGGAGAAGGGCUGGGAGCACCCAGAUCACAGGGCGUGA
Rangifer tarandus platyrhynchus (Svalbard reindeer) is the source of this 378-nucleotide messenger RNA. Lineage: Eukaryota; Metazoa; Chordata; Mammalia; Artiodactyla; Cervidae. The record is from the annotation of a GenBank genome assembly.